CCGAAUUCAUUCUCUCUAAACUCCCUUGUAAAAGCACCCAUGCAUUCUCCGUUAUAAGAUAAAUUGGGCUACAGGUGUUCCACCUAAAGUCCUACCGGUCAAUCUGCGUGUUUUUACCUUUCUUACUUUGCCAAGUCAAGCAAACUAUUCUACACCAUCAUUUUUGGCGCCACCCGUGGGACCGUUAAGGUUUCUUCUCUUCUAAACACAAACCUACCCACAAAAACACCACUCAAAAUGUCUUCAAGCCAACAAAUCAACGCUACUUCCACUCAGGUGCAAGCCACCAAUGAGGGUACCAGCAUCCCUGUAGCUGCUACCCUACCGGUCAUUUCAGCCCCGGUGUUGCCUUUGGGUCUGAGCUCCGUCCCAACGCCAAGCGUGAUCAGCCCAUUCACGACCCCCGUCCCUUCCGCUGGACCAAGGGUCACGUUCCCACCAAGCAUGACUCAGUUCAUGAAUGACACAGCCAACCUACAAGCCAUCCAGGGCUUUGGCCAGGUCAUGGCCAUGUGCCAACAGAAUGGGGGGAUGCCUUUUCUCCCUAGUAUGUUCACGUUCGCUCUUCGAGGCGCGGGAACCAUGCCCCUACAAGCUCCAAUGACAGUGACGCCGUUCCAGACGCCGAUGCCGCAGCCAUCACCUUUCCAGCCGCAGCUGGUCAGCACCAUGGCCCCUGUCAACUUGACUGGCGCGCUUAACGCUGUAGGGCCGUCGCGUCCCCCGCAAGGUACGAAUCCGCAGAUCACUCCUGAUGGUCAUUGCGUCUCAGUUGAGAGCGAUGACGGCGAGUGGAACAUUCCGAGGGCCCACAAGAAGAAGAAGGGAAAAAACAUCCGGCCAGCAACCUCCCGAAACUCCGCCUUCGAAAGGCUAGGGGAUAGGGAGGAAGGCCAGAGGAAGUCAGCCAAACAGAGGCUGGGGCAGAGCAUUGCUCAUGUCAGCGCGUUCGCCCGGUUAGGCGAGGCGCGGGAGGCCGAUCCUGCCCGCACCCAGCGCUCCCGGUCUAACCGGCAGGAGCCAGUGAGGACGAGGGCCUCUCGUCAGGAAGAGGAAGCAGAGAGCCAGCCCAGGUUACCGGUGGCGAACCGGUUGACCAUCCCAAAUGACCGCGUCCAGCAGAUGGAGGCAAAACUGGAAAGGCUGGAAAAGAAGGUCGGGGAGAAGAAUGACCGGGACAAACCCCUGGCGGGGUCCCCGUUCACCACAAGGGUCCAUCUGACACCUUUCCCGCGAAAGACCUUGCGGAACCGAGCCACUGAAUGGUUCAAUAAGGUUCGCCCGGGAAGCAUUGAUUCGUUCAGUGAUUUGGCCUCAAAGUUCAAGGCCAAGUUCCAGGAGAAUUGUACUAAAAGGAAGAAAUUCACCUAUCUUAGUACAGCCGGGCAGAGGGAGUCUGAGAACCUUACUCAGUUCCUUACCCGGUGGAAGGAAGAGGUAGACAAGGUGGAAGAGAUGGAUGACAAAACCGUCUUAUCCCUCCUCUUGAAUGGCUUGCGUGCCGGAGAACUAUACAAGGAGUUCUGCUGGAAACCCCCGGCCACGUACCAAGAGGCCUACCAUACUGCAUGGGAGUUUGCUGAGGCUGAAACUCAACUCCGGGCGAAGAAAGAAGCUGAGCAUGGUUUCAAGCCCAAGCCGGUGCAAGUCAAGAAGGAAGAAACACCGAGAUCCAGCCGACCAAGGCACCACUAUGACCCGGUCGUCCGUAUGGUCAAUACGGAAGAAUGCCAAGAAAUCCAGAAGGCACCGGUCAUUCCUCCGGAAAAUCCUACCGGUCAAACAGGGCGGCAGUGGUCGGGCACCUAUUGUUCGUACCACAGGUCAGAUUCCCAUAACACCUCUGAAUGCAAAAGUGUUAAGGGGGUCAUCCGGCAGAUGAUAGACAGUGGAGAACUGGGCAAGGAUUACUUGCAGAAAGCCCAGGAGAAGAGUCACCAAUGGGUUAGGCCAGCUGCCCCGGGAGAUGACCGGGACAACGACCGGCAGAGGAAUAACCGGCCAAGGGAGCGGCAACCUGCUCCUGAGAAAGAGCAUAUCGGAAUGAUCUUCGGCGGGUCUGAAGGUGGAGAUUCAACCGUGCAACGGAAGAACUGGGUCUGGAGCAUUUACGUUGGUGAGGUAAGCGCUGAACCGCCCAGGCGUAAGCAUACUCGGAGGGAGCCGAUCGUCUUUACUGACCGGGAUCUUCCUCCUACCGGUGAAGAUCACAAUGAUCCAUUGGUCAUCACCAUGGACAUUAAUGGGGUGGAUGUCGCCCGGGUACUUGUUGACACCGGCAGCAGUGUCAACAUCUUAUACGUGGAGACUUUCCAAAAACUCAGGCCAGGCAUCAAUAGAGUCGGGGCGGUGAUUUCCAUGCCUCAUCUAUGCAUGAAGUUCCACACUCCAGGUGGUGUGGGUGAGGUGAAGGGUGACCAGAGGAAUGCCCGGGAAUGUUAUGCCCGGGCAGUCAAGAAGAUGACCAAGGGGGUCAAUGUCAUCUCCCAAGAGAUCGCAAAGGGAGAGACCUGGGAGAAAUUGGAGCCCGAGGCCGAGACGGUGGAAAUCGAACUUCACCUGGGUGAUUCUUCGAGGAUGGUCAGAAUUGGGGCAAAUCUCCCCGAAGAUCUGAAGGCAGAGAUUACACGGGUCCUCCAAGAAUACGUGGGCAUAUUCGCAUGGAGCGUGGCGGAUAUGCCCGGAAUAGAUCGCUCUGUUAUCUGCCACCGGUUGGCCGUGAGGGAAGGAAGUCGACCGGCCCUGAAAAUCAGCCGGGUCAGUAUCAAAUCUGACUCUAGCCUGAUUGUUGGGCAAGUGACCGGUAAUAUGGAAGCAAGAGAAGGACGCAUGGCACAAUACAAGGACCUUGUACUUGCCCUGCUGAAAGGCUUCGAAGAGUUCAAGAUCGCCCAAAUUCCCUGGGCGGAAAACGCGGAUGCAGAUCUUCUCUCCAAGUUGACGCAGUAUGCUCCCGAGCAUGUUUCAAAACUUGCCCGGGUGAAAAUCCUGGAUCGAGCCAGCAUCGAAAAAUUGGAAGUCGCCGCUAUAACAGCCGGAAGUCAAUCUGACCGGUCAAACUUGGUCGGGGCGGAUGACCACUGGAUGUACGAUCUAAUGGAAUAUUUGAUGGAUGGGAGCUUGCCAGAACAAGAUGACCGGGAAAGAAAAGUGAAGCUCAGGGCACCCCGAUUCCAGGUUCUUGAUGGAAAGCUGUAUAAAAGGGCAUUUGGGGGGCCACUCCUGAGAUGUCUAACCAACCGGGAGGCUGAGCGAGUCAUAGCGGAGGUCCACGAAGGCGUAUGCGCGGCGCAUCAAAUGUCCCGUACGCUUUCCCAGCGCAUCAUUUUAUUGGGGUAUUACUGGCCGACAAUUGUCCAGGAUUGUGAAAGGUAUGUUCAGAAAUGCAGGACAUGCCAAGUAUUCUACAAGUAUCCCGGUAGACCGGCAACCUACUAUCACCCAGUAUCGAAUGUCAUCCCGUUCGUAAUUGUAGCCAUCGAUUACUUCACCAAAUGGAUCGAGGCCGAAGCAUUGGCCAACAUCACCACGCAGCAAUGCAAGAAAUUCAUUUGGAAGAACAUCAUCACGAGGUUUGGAGCGCCCUUGAACCUCAUCAUCGACAACGGCCCACAAUUCCGAAAUCCAAGAUUCACCGAAUACUUGAAGGGCUUCGGAAUCAAGCACAAUCGCUCCUCGGUAGCGUACCCCCAAGGGAAUGGCCAAGUCGAAAACGCCAACAGAACGAUUGUGGAUGGUCUAAAGAAACGGCUGGGAGAAGCAGGAAACAAGUGGCUGGAAGAGCUCCCACACAUCGUAUGGGCAUUCCGAGUAACACCCAGGAGGGCUCACGGGGAAACUCCAUUCUCCCUAACCUAUGGGUGUGAAGCAAGGCUGCCCAUCGAAGCUGAAUUCCCAACGUUCCGGGAAUCAAAUUAUCAGCCCCAGCAAAAUGAAGAAGACCACUUGGCCGAGCUCAACUUGGUCGAAGAACGAAGAAUGGCCGCGGAGGUUAAAAUGAGUACAUACCAACAAGUUGUGAAGAAGUACCAUGACAACAAGGUUGGGCUGCGGUACUUCCAAGUUGGAGAUGAAGUCCUACGAAGAAGAGAAGCAAGUAGACCCGGCAAUGGAGGAAAGCUGGCAAAAAACUAGGAAGGCCCAUACAGGGUUAGAGCCAUCAUUCGACCAGAACCUACCGGUUAGAAACUUUAGAUGGUGUACCGAUAGAAAGAACUUGGAAUUCCCACCAUCUUCGCAAGUUCUACAAAUGAUUGUAAUACUAGGCGAGGCCUAACUACAUUAUCAAUCAAAGUGAUGUUCAAUA
Cuscuta campestris is the source of this 4306-nucleotide messenger RNA. Lineage: Eukaryota; Viridiplantae; Streptophyta; Magnoliopsida; Solanales; Convolvulaceae. The record is from the annotation of a GenBank genome assembly.